AUGGCAGUCUUCGCAGGGCUUUCCGGUGCUCAUGCGAUUCUUCUGGCCACUCACUGGUGCGCCACUGCAAACAUCCCCCAUCUCCCGCAACUCCAGGCUCGAUUUCCUGCGUGCCUUCCCUCCGAGCGACUCUUGCGCAUCAUCUUGACCUUCCUACCCGAGAGCACGGAGCCGCAGCACUAUACGUCCGUUGUCGAGGAUAUUGUGGACGGUAAUUCAACCCAUGCGGCUACGGAGGAGAUUGAUGUUUCUCCUGUCAAAGGUCUGACCGAGGCGGUUGCGAGGAAACGUGUACGGAAACUCCGUCUACUGCCCCUCAAGUGUCCCGACGAUGAGGAGAGUCAGGAUCUCGAGGGCCUCCUAGACCAAUUCCUUAUUCAUCGAGCUCAUCGGAUCGACAGCGAGACCUCACUCCAACCGCUGAUUCUCGACCUUCUUCUACCAUUCUAUGAACGUUCACCGUCGGUGCGAACCUGGCUCAUCUCUACGCUACUCCCGCUGCUGCGAUUAAACUACGAGUAUUAUCCGAUCCCGGACGAGACCUUUUCGCUGGAUACGCUGGAGUCUAUGGAUGAUCAUACGACAAUAAAUGUCCUCCUUUCGAUGACCGGUGCGGAACGAAACAUGAUGGAUUUGGUCAAUAAUUUGCGGGGCUUAGUUGGUUCGUGGAUGUACGGCAGCAAUCGGUCAAAACGGCGGAGACUCAGCCAAGCGACGCAACAGAACUCGAUCUCACUUCCUCCGGGAGAAACUCAGCCACGCACGAGGAAUGGCGCUGGAUGGCAUUAUGUCAACGAGUGGUUGGUCUCGCGGAGCCUGGUGGAUCUUGAGAGUGUUGUAAGCGCCUUUUCCAAUUGGGGUGGACCCGAAGAUGUGGACUUAGGAGGGUAUGAUAAUGGGAACGGACAGUUGGAGAGUGAUGAAGUCGCGGAUCUGCGAAUCCGGUAUGCUCAAUCAGGACUUGCCGUCAUUUACGCGAAUGCCGACAUUAGCGAGCCCUCCUUGGAGGGGUCCAGUGAAGUCCUCGCUCGCGUUUCGAGGUUACUGGACUAUGAAGACGCCUCCUUUCUCACGUCGGACACUUCGGCGCUUCCUUCGAUUAAGUUUGAUGCAAGCCAUAUCUCAUCGUCAUCGAGAGUGUCUCUGUUGCAGAAUGCCCUGCUUCUAGCCUCCAACCCCCUAACAUACCCCUCGGCCUCUUCGAUCUCAUUUUUGAGCGCCAUACUUCUAUCCCUUCGGACAUUGAAUGAACUUGGGUAUCCUAUCCCGUGCAGGACGGCCGCAAACCUUUGUCUUCACAGUCAUGAGGACAUGCAGCUCGUAGAACUGCGAAACGUGAUGGCAUCUGCUGUUAGGCAGGCCCAAUCUGGCCGGGACUGGAGGAAGACCCGCCAGCAGUUACUUUGGCUUCGAGACUGGGGAGUCGGCCAAUUGGGCCAAACAGAGGGCGAUUUGAAUUGUCAUGGGCUCUUUUGGAGGGUUCCGCUGGACGUUGUCGAGGCAGAGGUUCUAAAAGCAUUGUUGGAUGCUAAAGAAUACAACCUGGCCGUUGAGAUUUACGUUAAGUCGAGUUCAACUGUUAACCUCUCUCAAGUCGAGGAGGCCGUUAAGGAGGCCAUAUUUUCAGCAUACGAUAACGCAAGCAAUGGCAACCGAACACGAGGCGGAAUGAGAAAGACGCAUGAGAUUUUACAAGCAUUCAAACCACACAUUCCCGAUUCUACCUCUUUCAAACAGAUCCAAGCUCUUAUCUCCGCCACGCAUGCUCUGUCUUUCUAUUCUCUCACCCUGCAGCACGGAGUGCCAUUCCAGCCUGUCAGCAUCCGCGUUCAUCCAGAUCCCCUCUCCCUGAUCGAAAAGGUCCUUGACCAGAACCCCAAAGCCUACACCAAACUGGACGACCUUCUCAGCAUCGGCCGAAACCUGGUUGCCGCCGGGUUUGCGCCUCACUUGCCAGACGACGAAGGCACCCUCCCGUCGGAUUCAGAAGAUGCCGUCGUCACCGCUGAACGACGCAUUAUGUCUUUGGCCAUCUCUUCGGCUCUCUCGGACGACGACUUCGGCACCGCCUAUUCUUACAUUCUCACCCGUCUCACUCCUCCCUCCCUCAUAUCCACAUCGUCUCCCCUAACCAACCCGGCUGUGAAAGACGAUAUUUCCUGGCGUGCCGUGUACAAUGCUGGACGUUACCGCUCGCAGACAGCAUCCACAAGCCCGAACCUUCAAGCCCAAAUUACCCGACUGUCGCAGCGCAUGGAGCUGCUCUCGUUGGCCCUGGUCCUCGUACCUUCCCCCGACCCACUCCCUGAGAUUCUUGGCGCCUGGAGACGAUGCGACGAAGAGAUGACGGGACUGCGGACGCGCGAGUCGGAAGAGGAAGAAAUCUGGGACACCAAGGGUGACCGUCUCUCGAUGGUGCCGGGCGGCUUUGGCCCCACCGACAGCGAGCAGGACGCUUUUGAAACGCAACAGCAUCACGCCCGACGCGCGCGUGCCCAGCAACAACAGAGCCGUCUCAAUCUUGAGGAAGCCCCAAUGGGUCUCUUCGAAGUCGCCCGCGGCGCCGCCCUCGCCCUUCACAAAAAUGCAUUCCCCUUGCGCGGGGCCGCAGAAACCAAUGCCGACGCAGAUCCCCCGUCUGACCCUCUGCAUCACUCGGCGUCUCAUGUGCGUGGACCCAGCGACGAUGCCGACGAGCGAGUCCGCAAGCGCGACGUCGUCAGUAACAUGGUUACGGGCGGGUUGGCUAGCGGGAUUGGAUGGGUACUGGGUGCUCAGCCGGUGAAUCGUUAG
Messenger RNA from Aspergillus melleus, 2793 nucleotides. Its product is annotated as secretory pathway Sec39 family protein. The transcript has 3 exons. The coding region runs from base 1 to 2793 and encodes 930 amino acids. Lineage: Eukaryota; Fungi; Ascomycota; Eurotiomycetes; Eurotiales; Aspergillaceae. The record is from RefSeq and is a predicted model, not a curated record. Gene Ontology annotation, biological process: retrograde vesicle-mediated transport, Golgi to endoplasmic reticulum.